Eremomyces bilateralis CBS 781.70 is the source of this 405-nucleotide messenger RNA. Its product is annotated as AMP-dependent synthetase and ligase. The coding region runs from base 1 to 405 and encodes 134 amino acids. The transcript is spliced from 2 exons. The record is from RefSeq and is a predicted model, not a curated record. NCBI's taxonomy places the organism in Eukaryota, Fungi, Ascomycota, Dothideomycetes, Eremomycetales, Eremomycetaceae.
AUGGCCAAAGGCAGUGCACAUUUGAAGGUCUGGUGCAAGACAAGGUUGCAAGAGCUGGCUCCCAACGUCCACAUUGUCAAUCUUUUCGGCACGACGGAGACACAACGGGCGGUGAGCUUCUUUGAAAUCCCAAGCCGAAACGCAGAUCCGAAAUAUCUCGACACACUCGGUGACGUCAUCCCUGUUGGGCAAGGCAUGAAAGAUGUCCAACUGCUCAUUGUCGAUCGAGAGAACAAAGACCGCCUCUGCGAUGUUGGUGAGACGGGGGAGAUCUAUGUCCGCGCUGGCGGAUUAGCCGAAGGGUAUCUCGGACUCGAAGAUCUGACCAAGCAAAAGUUCGUUGACAAUUGGUUUGUGGAUCCGAAGAGUGGGUUGUCGAAGAUGAAGAACGAGUCAAAGCAUUGA